AUGACCCCUCUAUCGCGGUGCGGGGCCGGUGCUGACCCUGUUAGCAGAACGGCAGCAGCAGCAGCGACAACAGCAGCAGCAAUAAUAAUAACAGCAAGAACAACAACAGCAAAAACAACGAUGCCUAAGCGGUCGGCGACACUAGACAAGGGGGUGAGUGCGGAUCUUGCGCGCGGCGGAACCGCAGCUGACCCUUGUGUGGUAGCCCGGCGAACUGCGCGCAUGGCCUUGCGGGCCAUGUCUGACGCGCUCGGAAGAUCCCGAGCAUAG
This is a messenger RNA of Ustilaginoidea virens, 270 nucleotides long. RefSeq lists its product as uncharacterized. Bases 1 to 270 code for a protein of 89 amino acids. The record is from RefSeq and is a predicted model, not a curated record. Lineage: Eukaryota; Fungi; Ascomycota; Sordariomycetes; Hypocreales; Clavicipitaceae. The transcript has a single exon.